AUGCGGUCCUUUACGAACGCGCAGGCCGUUCUCGGCCUGUGCCUCCUCGCACUAAGCAACUCCGCCCUCGUCAUCGCCGCGGCUUCCGACCCAGUUCCAACACCAGGCCCUAUCUCACUGCAAGAUGGCUUUGCUUCGAUGCCCGACUGCGCGAAAACUUGCUUCACGGAUGCACUCAGCAAGUCUCACUGCACCACCCCGGAGGCCUCUUGCCUCUGCCAGGAUACCAAGUUUGAAGAUGCUGCGACAGCAUGUAUCAUGUCCGGCUGCUCGAUCAAGGAAUCUCUCGCCGCCAAAAAUGCUACUUCCCUGAUGUGCGGGGAGCUCCCGGAGAGGGACGGCAGCGUCAUCACGCUGUACUCGGUGUUUAUUGGCCUGGCAGUCGUGGCGGUGCUGCUCCGGGUUGUUGCGCGGGUGCUCACCAAGGCGUAUUUCUGGUGGGAUGAUUUUGCCAACCUGUUUGGGUUUAUCGGGUCGGCGGUGUUUACAGCUAUGAACCUGCGAGCCAUCGAUAUUGGCCAGGCCCUCGACAUAUGGUUUGUGCCUGAGCGGAACAUCACCCUCGUUCUCAAGUACUUCUUCGUCGAAAUGCUCCUCUACACCAUCACCCGAUUCUUCGUCCGCGCCUCCAUCAUCCUCUUCUACAUGCGCGUCUUUCCGCCAAGCCCGGGCAACAAGCUCGGCCGCAUCGUGCAAUACACCAUGAUCUUCAACUUUGUCUACAACUUCAGCUUCCUCUUCGCCGUCAUCUUCCAAUGCACGCCAAUCUCGGACUUUUGGACGCAGUGGGAGGGCACCAGCCAGGGCCACUGCGGGAAUGCGAAUAUCCUGGCUUGGGUCGCGGCCGCCACGGGGAUUGUGUUUGACUUGUGGUUGCUGGCGCUGCCGUUCUCGCAGCUGUGGGCGCUGAACCUGCACUGGAAGAAGAAGUUGAUGGGGGGGAUGAUGUUUUUCGUUGGUGUUGCCGUCAUGAUUAUUAGUCUGAUUAGGCUCAAAACUAUCAACGAAUUCACCCGCGCGGUCAACCCAACCAGGGACAUCGUCCAAGUAUGCCUCUGGUCUGGCAUCGAACUCGACGUCGGCGUCAUUUGCCCCUGCCUGCCCUCCUUCCGCCUCCUUCUCCGACGACUCCUACCCCGCGUCAUGGGCACUUCCAAAUACGAACUCGACCCGAUGUCCGAAGGCGGUGGAACCAGGAAGAGCGUGGCCGGGAUGCCCACGGCAGGAACAGGAGGGCUGGAAGCAGGUACUGCAGUGAAGACGGGAGAUGGGGAAUUUGCGAGCAAGGAAAUGGGACAUGGGUAUACUAGCAGUGGUGGGACCACUAUUGGUGGUGUUGGGAACUAUGGGCAGCACAACAACAACAGGAUCUUGGUGGAGAACACAGUAGCCAUCAAGUACGGGAGCGGCAGCGAGAUCUCUAGUGAGGAUGCUCGGAGCUCGGCGAGUGUGAAGGGGCUCGUGGCGCCGAGUCGGGCGCAUAUGAUGGAGGAUGAGGGCGACAAAAUGGGGUAUAGGAGGAAGAAGUAG
Molecule: messenger RNA, 1530 nt
Organism: Dichotomopilus funicola
Lineage: Eukaryota; Fungi; Ascomycota; Sordariomycetes; Sordariales; Chaetomiaceae
Product: repressed by TUP1 protein 5
Exons: 8
Coding region: 1-1530 (509 amino acids)
Source: RefSeq, a predicted model, not a curated record